Cynara cardunculus var. scolymus (artichoke) is the source of this 924-nucleotide messenger RNA. Its product is annotated as vicilin-like seed storage protein At2g18540. Lineage: Eukaryota; Viridiplantae; Streptophyta; Magnoliopsida; Asterales; Asteraceae. Bases 1 to 924 code for a protein of 307 amino acids. The transcript is spliced from 3 exons. The record is from RefSeq and is a predicted model, not a curated record.
AUGUCAAUACCUACCACCAAUGUGGAACACACUUUUCACAUUGGUCAACAGAUCGCUAACAGACUAGCUCUCGACGACAACAAUAUUGAUGUGGGUCGUCUACCUGCUCACAAGGUGAACGUGAUCACUCCGUACAGACCUACAGUGAACAAGGAGGGUUAUGAAGCAGAGAGGCCUGUUCCAAAUAGGCUCAUGAGUUAUAUGAAGUCCAAGGAGAUUAGAAGAGCGUAUAGACGUACACGCGAGACACUAGAACCAAUGUCUCAAACCCCGUUACGCAUAGGAACAGUCGAUGAAGAAGAGAGGACUGAGGACACAUCAAGGCCUCAAGCAGAGGGAGAGACGGUGAGAGCAGGUGAAGAGAAGAUGAGAGCAGAGGAAGAGAGGGUGCGAGUAGAGCAAGAGCGAGCGAAAGAACGGAAAAAACAAGAGGCGAUGAAAAAGAGAACUGAGAGGGAGAAAAAUAAAAAGGAUGAAGUCGAGCGAGCAGAGCAAGAGAGAUUGGCUGAGCUUGCUCGUGCUAGAGCAGAGGAGGAGCAAGCAGAAAAAGCUUGCCAAGCAGAGAUCGCUCGUUUGAGGGAAGAGGCCAAACUCAGAGCAGGGGAAGAAACUCGUCAAACCUUGGCUCACUCCUCUAGUCCAAACCAAGGGGAUGACCAAGAGCACUACGACGAUGUUGCACGGUCUUACACAACUGAGGAAAGUGAGGAGGAAGAAGAAGAAGAAGAAGAAGAAGAAGAAAGUACAGAAGCAGAGAGUGAAGAAGAAAAGAAUUCCCAACCUUGUUUAGAGCAAGGAAUAGGUGCACUUGGCUUAGAGACUCUCGACCGGUCUCUUAGUCUACUCAUGGAGAGCCCUCUGGCUGAAUCUGAACCAGCCUUGGGUACUCUCCCUGACAGAAUAGAGGUAGUGAAUUCUCCUUAG